Messenger RNA from Dicrocoelium dendriticum, 2729 nucleotides. Lineage: Eukaryota; Metazoa; Platyhelminthes; Trematoda; Plagiorchiida; Dicrocoeliidae. The record is from the annotation of a GenBank genome assembly.
CGCGACUCUGGCAAAGGUAAUGCAAGCAGUCAGCAGGUAUGAAAUGGUGGAUUACUUAUUAACUGUUCUUAAAUAAGGUUUUCCAAUUAGUGGACUUGGACUGCCCCGGCGACAGCACAGAGGAAGCGUAACCGUUUCAAAGGGAAUAUGAACCUCUGUUGUCAAGAUUGAUGUGCUUCAAUUCAAUGUAUCCACUACUAUGCGUCGGUAAACGGACUUCUUACUGUGAAAAACGCGGAUUCCAAUCACGCUAUCUUUGUGUUUAUUGGGACGGAAAUAGGCGGGAGUAACUAUGACUCUCUUGACUCGCGAUCGCACAGUUGCGUACCUGUUGCUGCGGCUUCGGCUGCAGGGACGGGAUAUAAUGAACGCUUAAUUAGAGAUGAGGGCUUCGGCUCUGUAUUCAGCCUGUACGUGCGUUGAGUCUAAUUGAGUUGUAGUUACACGGUCUGGGCGCCUCCACAUGGCGACCCCUGGUAACGGGUGAUGCUAACAUUGCUCAGCUAAGAUCCAGCCCAACCUCCUUCAGGACUGACUCACCUGCUGGAGUAUAAAGCGGGUUAAGUACCAUCAUGAAACACAACCUUAUCACGAAAUAUAUGAGCAGACUUUCUGAAGCUGUUCGACCCCGCUGUUCGAAUCCGGGUGGGACCCGAGAUUGUGAUUUAGAUGGGGAGGUUAUUGGUUCAGUUUCUGGUACGAGUAAUGAAUUUGCAUGUUUCUGUGGACAGAAAUAUGCCAGCAAGAGAAGCUUGUCUCAGCACAAGCGGCAUAGGCAUCCCGAUGAGCUGAAUGCGGAACGCCUGGAAGGGUUGCCGCGACGGAAGGGUGAAUGGACUAAGGUAGAGUGCAGCCACUUGCUACGUUAUGCCGAAGGACUGUGGACUACUAGUGUCCAGAAACAGCAGGUAUACGAACAACUGACCUCAGUUUUUCCGGGACGGCCAGCGGACGGGAUUAAGAAGCAACUGAGGAAGAUGAGCUGGCGACUUGAACCAUACAAGAAGUCGGCCCAGGGUGGUACCAAACGGAAGGCACACGAAAGUUCUCCAGUCGAAGUGGAUGACUUAGGGAGGGUGGCCAAGAGGAUCAAGAUCCGAACGCCUUUAGGAUCUCCUCUAGCCUCGGAAACGCCUAGUCCCGCCAUGGACUUGGGCGGAUCCCCCUCUGGUGUAGGACCCGUCGAACUCUUGACUUUUCCGACAUUGAUGGACAUUGAGUUUGUUGACCUGGAAAGGUUGGUAGACUUAGUGCUUCCGUCCUCGCCGGUUAGGGCAGAGCGAGAUGGCGCAGAGCAGGAGUGGAGGGCAGCAAUGCUCGACACUAUAGUAAGGGAGCUGUCGGAACACCGCGACGAGAGGCUCCAAUCAGACUUGCUUCUAGAUCUAGCCCUGAACAUCCGGGGAGGACAGCUGAACAUCGCCGAGGUUCAGGUUACGUUUGAGACCCAUUUGGAUACAUGCUUUCCAUCUAAGUGGGUCAAGCGGAGGAAACCAGAAGUCGCAGUCGCAGUAGGCAAGCGGAAAAUUCGUAAGGUGACUUACGGAAAGGUGCAGACUCUCUACCGGAAGAAGGUCAAGGACGCAGCAGGCUGUAUAUUGGAUGGAACUUGGAAAGACAUCUACAAGAUGUCGGACAAGUUAUGCGACGGUAGCCAGGAGUACUGGCGGAACACUUUUACUACUCCAGGCUCGGUGGGCACAAGACCGCCCCCGGAUGCGGUUGAGAAUUACGACUUAAUCUCCCAAAUCACCGUUGCGGAAAUCCAAGAUGCACUCAAGGGCUCGAACACCACAAGCCCAGGACCAGAUGCCGUGACCACUCUAGAGCUAAGGCGUAUGAACAUCAGUGUGCUAGCGCAGGUCUUCAACCUGAUGCUGGGGCUCGGGGAAUCUGCUGUGGCUGGUGAUCCGAACGGAGCGCUGGCCUAUGCGGAUGACUUGGUGCUAGUGGCUAACUCUCCCUCAGAACUGCAAGCUAAGCUGAAAGGCUUAACUAAAGGACUACGAGAGGCUGGCAUGGCAUUGAACAUCGCCAAGUGCCGGUCUAUGACGAUCAGGAAACUAGGGAAGAGGAAGCUAGUCGUACUGGAGCCUCACUCCUACAAGAUCGGAGGUGAAGUUAUACCGCCAAUGAUGCCCAGCGAGGAGGUCCGCUACCUCGGUUUGCCAUUUACCUGGAAUGGACGGAAACCUCCUAAGACUACUACUAAGCUGGAGGCUAUGAUAGGUGAAAUAAGUAAGGCGCCACUGAAGCCUCAGCAACGAAUUCGGAUUCUGUGUGAUUUCGCCUUGAAGAAAAUUGAGUAUGAGAUGGUACUAGGUAACGCGCACCGCAACACCAUAAAGGCAGUGGAUGGGAUGGUUCGAGAAGCAAUCCGGCGAUGGCUUAGACUACCGAAGGACACCUCGAUGGCCUUCCUUUAUGUUAGCUCAGCGGAUGGAGGUAUGGGUGUGCCGCAGAUGGGGAUCACCAUACCCCUGGCGCAACGAGAGAAGUUUCGCAGGCUACUCACGUCUCCGGACGAGUGGAUUAAAAGCCUAGCCACGGAUGACGCAGUCCUAGUGGACAAGCGGGUAGCCAGUCUACCUAUUAGAGUUGGAAACACCGAGGUAGGUAACAGAGCGGAGGCUGUUCAAGCUUGGAGAUCUCAGUACACCGAGAUGGUAGACCUCAAAGGAGUUCGUAUGGACCUAAUGGACAAGUCGAGUACCCUUUGGGGGGCUUAA